AGUGUUUAAAUAGUUUCUCUGUUUAGUUUUGUAAAUGUCAUCUGUUGAAAGAAGUUCGUGGUUUAUUCCAGCGAGUGUUUGGAGGCGGAGUGACUCACUGACAUUCAUUCAUUCAUCAUAUAAAAGCCACUGAAGAUCGGAAGGAUUCACUCACUCUGACUGUCACAGUAUUGAUCGAUCUGCGUGACAUUAUUGAUCAUGAAUACUGUGAAGGCGCUGAAGAACGCGGUGGUGUGUUUGCUGAUUUUACCGCGUUUCCUCGUCGCAGCGCUCAUGUUGUGGUGUCUUGAUUUUCUGUGCGUGAGGAAGAGAGUUUUAUUUCAUCUGAAGGAUCAUUGUAAAGAGGAAGAAGAAGAAGAAGAAGAUGAAGAAGAAGAUGAUGAUGACCCUCCGCUGUGCAUCUCCGAUAAUAAUCGCAUGUUCAGCUGGGAGUCUCUCAAAGCGGUCUUCCACGGACACAAACUGGACUGGAUGAAAUCCGCUGAUCUCGGGCUCGAUGCGCCGAAUAGUGAAGUAGUUCAGCUCGCCGACUUGAAGCCCAAACGGAUCUUUGACUUCGUCCGGGACAACAGGCCGCUGGUGCUGAAUUUCGGCAGUUGCAGCUGACCCCCGUUCAUGAAGCGUCUCCGGGCGUUCCGGCGACUCGUCCUUCAGUAUUCGGACAUCGCCGAUUCUCUGCUGGUUUACAUCGAGGAGGCGCAUCCGUCAGACGGAUGGAUCAGUUCCGACGCUCCGUAUCAGAUCCGCAAACACCGGAGUGUGGAGGAGCGAGUGCUCGCGGCGCGGCUGAUGGAGCAGAAGGUGCCGGGAUGCGUGAUCGUGGCGGACAGUAUGGAGAACUCGUCCAACAGCGCGUACGGAGCGUUCUUCGACAGACUUUAUAUCGUUCAGGACGGGAAGGUGGUUUAUCAGGGCGGCAGAGGACCGGAGAGUUACCGGAUCUCUGAGAUCAGACUCUGGCUCCAUCAGUACCGAAAGCGUCUUCUCGACACUGCCGUGAUUCAAGUGUAAAUCUUCUCUUCACAACUUCAUGUGACAGUGUUCCUCUCGUGUUACAUGUGUUUACACAGAUUAAACUAUAGAUUAUUAUUAUUAUUAUUAUUGGAAUAUUCUCUUGACCUCCCGUAUUUUUUGUGAAGGUCGAUUUGUAAAAGGUUCACAACCAGAAAAUCGACACUGAUGUGUGAAUACAGGAGAAUCACUCUGUAAAUGUGCUCCUUUUUAUUAAAGUCAUUUUGAGGCUUGUGGAAGAAGUCUUAUUCAGAUAAAGGAUUAUGGAUUUACUUUUGCUUUGGGUUUUCAGUUGACAUCUCAGUACAAACACUUUAUUUGACAAAUGCUUCAUAUUUGUAAUAAAUACGCCAAUUAUUUUAAUUAUUAUUUAAUAUUUUUUAUUAAUAACUUAAGUCGUAAAACACAAUUAAAACAAAACACUGACGGCAAUACUGUCAUUCAACUGUAAAGAUUUGCUAGAGCUCGUGUUUCAAUGUGAAUAAAGGUCUGAUUUUAUAUUUCAAAUGUUCUGUCAGUUAUCUGUUAAUAAUGACUGUUUUCCUUUUAUAAAUCUGUGAACUAAAACACUUAAAGACUGAAUUACAGCUGCAAUAUUAGAUGUUUAUAGAGCUGCACAUUUAUCGGUCAUUUAAACCUGUUAAUCACCUGCAGUGAAGAGUAUUUCAACAUGUUAAACACAGAGCACUGUUAAUCUAUUAUCAGUAAUAAAUCACACUAGCAUUACUUAUUGUUGAUGACUGAUAAGAUAUUUCAUAUAUCUUCAGCUAUACCAAC
Messenger RNA from Myxocyprinus asiaticus (Chinese sucker), 1788 nucleotides. RefSeq names its product iodothyronine deiodinase 3a (gene dio3a). Gene Ontology annotation, molecular function: thyroxine 5'-deiodinase activity. NCBI's taxonomy places the organism in Eukaryota, Metazoa, Chordata, Actinopteri, Cypriniformes, Catostomidae. The transcript is spliced from 2 exons. The record is from RefSeq and is a predicted model, not a curated record.